Messenger RNA from Pristis pectinata (smalltooth sawfish), 3153 nucleotides. RefSeq names its product photoreceptor cilium actin regulator-like. The transcript has 4 exons. Bases 1 to 3153 code for a protein of 1050 amino acids. The record is from RefSeq and is a predicted model, not a curated record. NCBI's taxonomy places the organism in Eukaryota, Metazoa, Chordata, Chondrichthyes, Rhinopristiformes, Pristidae.
AUGGCAAUAACAGAAGUCACCAGCUCACAGGUACGUGCUCCCCAGGACACAAGUAUUCAGAAAGACCACACAGACUGUGACCAUUCCAGUGAUGGUUACGCAGUUCAGCAAAGCAAGAGAAGCAAGAAAAAGGGCCGCCAUGCUGCCAAGCAAACAAAGAGCGCCAAGCUGAGGUCAAGAAGCCAAUCUAGAGGUGAAAAUGAAGAAAAGGUAAACUUUCCUACAUCACUGGUUGAAGCCCAUCAUGCAGCAUAUGCUUAUCUCAACCCUAGCCUUUCUAAGUAUGAUGCCAUCCUGAGUCUAACUGAUCAGGCCACACAAACUCAGCUGAUGCUUCAACAGAUGGUGAGCUUCCUGACACUUCGCUUCGAGGAAAUCAACCAAAUGCUGGAGGAAAUAGCUGCUGAAGGCGAGAGGCUGGUCAGAGACAUUGGCCCUCAUCUCACCUGGCCUGCUGAGAAAGGAGACUCGAAAGAACAACCUGACCUCUUGCAACAGCUGCUGCUUUACACGGUGAACAAGAUGCAGGCAACCAAUGGAACCGUGACCUCUCUGACUGCCACUGUCCUGCAGGAAACCUGUGACUAUCUGCAGAGUGCAGCAAACAUUUUUCAGAAGAGGUUCUUGGUGAAACAACAAGUGGAUGAGAGGCUGCAGAUACUGAUUGACCAACUGGGGUCUUGCACGAUGCAACCAGCUCACACCAAACCAAGGGACGCCACCCUUUAUUCAGAGGACAGUGGCAUUGGUGGGGAUACAGACUCCACAAAGGAAUGUUGCACACUGAAGGAAUAUAGCAAUCCUGAGAAAGAUAUCAAUGCAGCGAGCUGCGAUUCCAAUGCUUACUCUUUGUGCAGGAAGUCCCAUCCAAAUCCCCCUCUCUCAAACCUAGCACGAACGUCGUGUUGCUGCUCAAAUUCUCAUCACCAUCAAUGCAGAGGCGCACCCUGCUCACCUCCGGAGGCGAAAGCUUCGUGCUCCCGACCCUCUGGGUCGGCAUCCAGUGCUUCGUUGAGGCAGAACAGGUCGCUGGGGUCGUUCACCAGCGUCGAGUGCGAGGCCCUGGCUCACAGCGAGUCCAUGGACUUCUGCUCGCUCGGCGAGGACGACGACGAGGAGGAAGGGAGCGAGUCGGAUUCCACCGCCGCCGGGAGCCCCCGGAGGCCGAGGUCGUCGCCGCCAGGAACCACAGGCGGGCGGACCGCCCUGAAGAGAAUAGAGAAACCGGAGAACGAGGAAAUGACCAUCAAGAUGAAGGACGCCAUCAGUCACAGAAUCCAAUUCGUCCCCACGCCCACCGCGUCGCAGGCUUGGUCGGACGACGAAAGCAAAGAGCAGCCGGCGAGGCCCCGCAGCGCCGGCGGACACAGGAGCCGCGGGCCGAAGAAGCGUCGCUCCAGGUCGGCCGAGUCGCUGCGCAGCAAGGCCGAGGACCCCACCCUGUUGGAGUUGCAGAGGACGCAAAAGGACCUGAGCCGGCGGCUGGACAGGAUGCACCGGGCCGGGGCUGGAGCUGAAGCCGGUCGCCGGAAGGGAGCGGGCAGCCCGGCCGCCGCCGAGCCCCAGGCAGCGGGCAGCCCGGCCCGAGCCCAGCCCAGCGCCACCAACACGAAGCUCCGGGCCUCCCUGCGGCGGAACUUCAGUGUGUUGCCCAGCCCGGAGAGGCCGCCCGGCCAGGCCAAGGCCGGCGGGUCGGUGCAGCUGCUGAUCGGCAGCUUCAACCGGGUGGGCGCCGAACCACCGGCGCCUCGCAGGCCCAGUGCUCCCACCCUGCCCUCGGUUCCGCACCUACCUCACAGGAAACAGCGGGCCAACAGCUCCCCGGUUAGUGCCGCCGCCGCCCUCCCCACGGUAACAGCGUCGACCGGGACGGACACCGACGAUUUCCCGCCGCCGCCGCCCACGACGCUCGAACUCGCCGCUGAUGCCGCCGCGCCGAGUUACGCAUGCGCAGCAACGGACACCGACGCGUACUUGGUGGCGGGAGACGGAGGCGCAUGCGCAGCGCCGGGCACCGGCUCCCCUUCGACGACGGGCGCAUGCGCAGCGCCGGGCACCGGCUCCCCCUCGGCCACGGGCGCCUGCGCGGCGGGGGAAGCGGCUGGCGGCCCGGCCUCCGUGUCCAAGGCAACGGUGACGCAGCGCCUCAUGGCGUCGCUGGACUCGGUGGCCCUGCUGCCCAGUCGGCACACGGGAAGCGGCGCCGGCCCGGCAGGGGCGAGGAGGCUUCAGGGAGCGGCGGAGCCCGCGUCUGGUCCGCGGUGGCACUGCGGCGGUGCCGGCAGGAGCCAGGAGCACACUCCCGGUGCCGAGCCUCAGCGCCGUUCGAGGCCAGCGGGGCCGCUCCAGGACUGGCAGCCCUACAAGAUCAUCAACCUGCGCUACGCCGGCGAUUCCGGCCGCCCGGCCGAGAGCGGGUCGGCGCUGCCGCAGCCUGACGCCGCCCGGCCGCCCGGUCCGCGCAAGGUGGCCGCUGCUGGGCCCCUCUCGGACAGGCGAGGGGAGGAACCGAGCGGUCCGGCGCCCGGGGGAGAGGUCGCUGGUGAAGAUCGGGCAGCCUUUCCCCCCGGCGCACUCACAGCGCCUUCGCCUCCCUUGAAGAGAGCGUGCCAGCAGUCAGAAUACUCCACCCAGCCAUCCCUCAACCCAACCCCACCGAAUGUGAACUCAACCCAGUUGUCUCUCAACUCGAAACAAUCACAUCCAAGCCCACCAAGAGUUAGUAAACAGCAAACUCCUCCGGCCAGUCCAACAAGAUCCCAUCCUGUUAUGGCAAGGAAGCUGCCGAGUCCUCCUACCCAUCGAAAGCUUCCAAGCCCACCUACACAACAGAAGCAGCCCAGCCCAUUCCUGCACCGUAAGCUGCCAACACCCCCUGCUAGCUCCAGACAACCAAGUUCAGCAUCGUCUGCAAAAAUUGGAUCCAAUGCUUUAUCCAUAUUCUGUCCAUUGUCUAACUCCAUAUUUGAAGCUAAGCCGCCUUCUCUGCUUAUUCUAAUCCCCGUGAACUACUUUUCUUCCCACAACAGUUUAGAUGGAAACUCUGAGAAUGAAGGGGGUCCAUGGAUGGGCUAUUAUGUUUCCGAUCUGAGAAGCCCCAGCCGAUCUGUCUCGCACCCAGAACUGUGCAUCGUUGGCCAGAGGCUCCAGUGA